AGGAAGCACGUCUCGCCUGAAAAAUCGAAACCUUGCCCUAACUCAGCUCAGUUCCCUAGUCAAGAAAAGCUCGAAGGACUUCAGCCCAAUUUCUUCCUCUCCACAUCCAAGAGAAACGCUAAAUCGAUUCUUCCACUCCGGAUAAAUAUUCAAAUUCGACUCGUAUCCCAACAAUUUCAAUCUCGCAUCGGAUUCACGAGGGAUCUGCAACUUCGCCGGGUCCAGCAAUGGCGGAACACUGAAUCUUACACUGGAUCAGCGCCGAUUUGUUCUUUGCGCAAUGGGAGGUCGAGAUAACGGCAAGUUGCUUCUACUCCAUCUGCUUCUCGUAUUCUCUUAUGUACCUGGGUUUUGGAUGUUCGCGAACUGUGAUCACGUCCGUGCUCCGGACGAGCAUGAGCAGGUGAAUCAUGUCGCAGUCGAUGCUGAGGGUGUUGAUUUGCGCCAUGAGCAGCAGCUUUUGUUGCGGAGGCUUGAGGAGUUAGUGAGAAAUCUUAGCGAGGUGGUUUCUAGAUUAGAAACGCGAGCUUCGACGCCAAGUGGUGAUGCUUCUGACGAGGAUAGUGUUGAAAGAGGAGGCUAUAGUGAUACAAAAGUUAAUGGAGAAGUAAAAAAAAAGGAUGGAGAAGUCGAAGAAAGGGAUGGUUUCGGGAGCAAUGCUCGAGAUGGGGAGAGAGCAAGGAAGGUUUCUGUUACUAAGUACAGUCCUUUUUGGUCUGAGAAAUUCCAGUUUUCGUCUGCGGUGAAAUUGGAUCUCGAAGCUACGUGCAUCAAUGUCUUGCCCUAUCGGGAUUAUGAAGGGCUUAGCAAGUAUGUUGCCGUUGGGGAUGAGAGGGGGAGGGUAUACGUGUUCUUGAGAAAUGGGGAUGUUCUGGUUGAGUUUGACACGAUGUUGGAAUCGCCAGUUACGGCCAUGGUGUCGUAUAUGUCGGUUUAUAAGAAUGAGAGUGUCAUGGUGACGGGGCAUCAUAGUGGCGUGGUCUCGGUGCAUAAGGUAUGGGAGGGAUCAAAUGGUGACGAAUGGAGCUCGUUUUUUAUGAAAACAGUGGGCAAAUCCGCUUCGCUUGGAAAUUCUGAAGAUGAGGGAUCAACGAUUACCAUAUUGGAAGUACAUCAUGUUGGGAGAAUGAGAUAUAUUAUGUCAAUAGAUAUUAGUGGAAGGAUUAAUGUACUCAAAGAAGAUGGGACAGCAUAUGGUUCCGUGAUGCCUUCAAGUAGGCCGCUUGCGUUUUUAAAGCAGAGGCUUCUGUUUUUGACAGAAACAGGGGCUGGGUCAUUGGAUUUGAGGAGCAUGAAACUCCGAGAAUCUGAAUGUGAAGGACUGAAUCGUUCACUAGCGAGGUCCUAUGUUUUCGAUGCCACCGAGCGGUCUAAAGCAUAUGGAUAUACAUCAGAGGGUGAUCUCAUUCACGUGUCGCUGUUGGGGGAUGUCAUGAACUUCAAAUGCCGGGUCAGAUACAAGAAGAAGUUUGAGAUGGAAGAGCCAGUUACUUUAGAGACAAUUAAGGGUUACUUGCUAGUUGUUAACCGAGAGAAAGUUUUCGUCUACAACGUUUCAUCCCACCAUUAUGCUAGAGUCGGUGUGCCUAGGCUUCUUUUCUCUGCUUACCUAGACGAGAUACGAUCUUCUUUCUUGAAUCACCCAAUAAAAGAUGUAGAGGACGCAAGGGAAACAAGACCACCUUUGGUUGCUUGCGAUCGGGAAAAGCUGGUUGUUCUUGGACUCGGCAGUGGCUUUGUUGGGAUGUACCGCUCUGAUCUUCCAAUUUUCAAGGGCGAGUUCAAUACGAUGAUGUGGACAAGUCCUGUGCUGUUCUUCAUACUCUUCUUGUUUGGAGCAUGGCAUUUCUUUGCCAAGAAAAAGGAGGCACUCAUGGGACCUGACGAUCCUUUUAGCUCCACAUCUGCCACAAUCGGCACCCCAUUGGGAGCUACUUCUGGAGAUCGGUCUUUCGUUGAGUCUUCCUCUAGAAGUGAUCUAAUGGAUCUGCGAGGUGGUGGCCUGAGACCGUCGCGAAGAUACGGUUCUCCUUCACGGUAUCCUUCUGGAACGACCGGUUCAUUUAGACCAAGUUUGGCCGAUCACAACUCUAGACCUCCUGUUGAUCCAAACUACAGGACAUCAUCGUCGGAGCUAAAAUUUAGAGGUUCCUCUAUGGAGUCUUCCGGUUUUGCCAAAAGAAGGGAGAGCCUAUUUGUAAACAGCCAAGCUGGGGAUGAUAAUAACUGAUAUAUAAACACAGGUCGUAUACUUUCUUGGAGAGUCGUGGUUCUCUCAUAUCCUAUCGGGAUUGAACUUUUGAGCUGCGAGUAGCUGCCUGGACCACCAGUUGCUGUGACUUUGUUACUCUGACAUACCAAAAGCAAAAUAACGGAGCAUUUCAAGAAUCUUUUUGUACUAUGUCUUCAUCUAUGAACACAGUGGUAGUGAAGUUUCUUUGAGCC
Molecule: messenger RNA, 2445 nt
Organism: Rhodamnia argentea
Lineage: Eukaryota; Viridiplantae; Streptophyta; Magnoliopsida; Myrtales; Myrtaceae
Exons: 1
Coding region: 281-2230 (649 amino acids)
Source: RefSeq, a predicted model, not a curated record